AUGGCGACCGAAACCCAAGCACUGGUCUCGUACCCCGUUGACACCACCACGCGGAAGCCAGACUGGCGGUUCGGGACGGUCAAACUGCUCCGAUCACCCAAGGAGCACGAGCUGAAGAUCCGCAUGGUCGCCACUGGAAUCUGUCAUUCAGACAUCGUGGUCGCGUCGAUCCCCAACCAGCCGGAACGCGGGUUGACGUUCCCGAAAGUCCUGGGCCACGAAGGGGCUGGGUUCGUCGAGGAGGUCGGUCCGGGCGUCACGGCCGCGCAGGUCGGCGACCCGGUCCUCCUGUCGUACAGCUACUGCAGCGACUGCGACCUGUGCAAGGUCGACCAGCAGCCGUACUGCCUGAACUGGAUGGUGCUGAACAUCGUGGGCGAGAAGGGCCACUUCGAGACGCAAGCCGGCGAGGACACGCCGGGCAAAUUCUUCGGCCAGAGCUCGUUCGCGGGCGCCACCAUCGUGGGCGAGAAAACCGUGGUCAAUCUCAAGGGUCUGGUCUCGUCGGAAGACGAAUUGAAGCUCCUCGCCCCGAUGGGCUGCGGGCUGAUGACCGGGUCCGGGGCCGUCAUCAACGGCGCGGGCGUCAAAGCUCAUGAUAUCGUCCUCGUCACGGGUCUUGGUGCCGUGGGCAUGGGCGCCAUCAUGGCGGCCAAGAUCGCCGGGUGCAGGGAGAUCAUCGCGCUGGACCGCGUGGCACAUCGGCUUGAGACGGCCAAAGAGCUCGGCGCCACAAAGGUGCUGGAUACGACGACCGUGCGGGCUGAUUUCGCCGAGGAGAUCCAGAAACUGGUGGGUGGGCAGCGCAUCUCGGUCGUCGUGGAGACCACGGCCGCGCUACCGGUUAUCAAUGAGUCGCUCAAGGUCCUGGGCAAGCAUGGCAAGUUCAUCCAGCUGGGCGCGCCGGGCUACGGCACCGAGGUCAACCUCCCGCUGCAGCAGUUCUUCUCCGAGAACAAGUCCUUUGAGUGCCAAUACCUGGGGAAUACCACGGGCCAGGCCUGGGUCCCCGUCAUGAUCAAGUGGUGGAGGGAGGGCAAGUUCCCCGUCGAGAAGAUUGUCAAGUACUUCCCAGCCAAGGAGGCGGUGCAGGCAAUCCAUGAGAUGGAGAAUGGCGGCACGAUCAAGCCGGUGCUUGUGUGGUAG
Messenger RNA from Cladophialophora carrionii CBS 160.54, 1146 nucleotides. RefSeq lists its product as uncharacterized. The coding region runs from base 1 to 1146 and encodes 381 amino acids. Gene Ontology annotation, molecular function: oxidoreductase activity; zinc ion binding. The record is from RefSeq and is a predicted model, not a curated record. NCBI's taxonomy places the organism in Eukaryota, Fungi, Ascomycota, Eurotiomycetes, Chaetothyriales, Herpotrichiellaceae. The transcript has a single exon.